AUGACCUUCAACGUAUUCAAGGCCAUGAGUUACCCACCAGAGCAAUUCGGGGAAUGCAUGAGGUUAGAUGCGCUUGAGGAAGAAGUACAUGAGGACUUUGAGGAAGAAGAACCUGAAGAGCCAGAGAGGGUAGUAGGGGAGGAAUAUGAAUCAAGUGAAGAGGUUGCAGCAAUAGAAAUUCAUACACAAGAAGUGCCCAAGGUGGAAAAUCAAAAGUCAGAGGCACCAAAGCUUGAGCUCAAAGCAAUGCCACCUACUCUCAAAUAUGCAUAUUUGGGGAAAAACGGAAGUUACCCAGUAAUCAUAAGCUCAUCCCUCAACCAGGAUCAAGAGGAUGAACUACUCCAAGUACUACGGAGGCACAAGGAUGCCAAUGGAUGGACGCUUGCUGACCUGAAAGGAAUAAGCUCAGCCAUAUGUAUGCACAAGAUACUGCUAGAAGAAGAUGCCAAACCAUCCAUUCAAUCUCAAAGGAGGCUGAACCCAAUUUUGAAAGACGUGGUGCAGAAAGAGGUUAUGAAGUUAUGGCAGGGAGGGGUGAUAUACCCUAUCUCAGACAGCCCAUGGGUCAGCCCUGUACAUGUUGUCCCAAAGAAGGGAGGAAUAACUGUAGUUCCAAAUGAGAGGAACGAAUUAAUUCCUACAAGGACCGUCACUGGAUGGCGGAUGUGCAUAGACUACAGAAAACUCAAUGAAGCUACACGAAAAGAUCAUUUCCCGCUUCCAUUCAUGGACCAGAUGUUGGAACGACUUGCAGGAGGAAUAGUGCUUGGUCAUAAGGUUUCUAACCAGGGUAUUGAGGUGGACAGAGCUAAAGUGAAAAUUAUUGAAAAACUUCCUCCACCCGGUGAUGUCAAGGCAAUUAGGAGCUUUUUAGGGCAUGCAGGGGCAGUGUUAGGACAGAGGAAAGAUAGCUUAGUCCAUGUGAUAUACUAUGCCAGCAAGGUCCUUAAUGAUGCUCAAAGAAAUUAUACCACAACCGAAAAGGAACUGUUGGCAAUAGUAUUCGCAUUUGACAAGUUUAGAUCAUACCUCAUUGGUGCAAAAGAAUUUGAUAUUGAAAUCAGAGACAAGAAAGGAGUGGAGAACAAGGUAGCAGAUCACCUCUCCAGAAUCCCUCAGGAUGAAGGUGGGGGACAUGAUACUCAAGUGAACGAGCUCUUCCCUGAUGAGCAGUUGAUGAUAGUUCACAAGGCUCCAUGGUUUGCAGACAUAGCCAACUUCAAGGCAACUAAGGCUUUACCACCAGAGAUACAUAAACAUCAGAAAAGAAAGCUCAUGAAUGAUGCAAAAUACUUUGUCUGGGAUGAGCCAUAUCUCUUCAAGAAGUGUUCAGAUGGAGUCCUCAGAAGAUGUGUUUUGGAAGAAGAAGGACGAGAGGUGUUAUGGAAUUUCCACAGCUUAAGUUAUGGAGGCCAUUUUGGAGGGGACAGAACUGCAGCAAAGGUUCUACAAAGUGGGUUCUUUUGGCCAACCCUUUUCAAGGACGCCAAGAACUAG
Arachis stenosperma is the source of this 1500-nucleotide messenger RNA. RefSeq lists its product as uncharacterized. Lineage: Eukaryota; Viridiplantae; Streptophyta; Magnoliopsida; Fabales; Fabaceae. The transcript has 4 exons. Bases 1 to 1500 code for a protein of 499 amino acids. The record is from RefSeq and is a predicted model, not a curated record.